AUGGCUCAGAUUUCCAUGGCUGGUACCAGGUAUGGCUCAGAUUUCCAUGGCUGGUACCAGGUAUGGCUGAGAUUUCUAUGGCUGGUACCAGGUAUGCCUCAGAUUUCCAUGGCUGGUACCAGGUAUGGCUCAGAUUUCCAUGGCUGGUACCAGUGUGAUUUCCUCUUCUCUCUUUCUCGCCGAUCGUCGCACCGAGCAGUACAGGAGGCCGAGCAGGAGGACCCGCAGGUGGUAACAGAGGCACAGCCCCCCAAAUCUACCAAAAAAGCCAAAGCGGCGGGCGCGGCAGCGAGUUGCCCAUCUGGCAGUGCCAGGAAGGAAAAAAAGGGAAAGCAGAAAGGAAUAGACGGUCCGGCUGCUUUCCAGGACGAAGCCCAGGACACGGGGAGCCAUGUACAGAUCCUGACGGUGGGACAGUCCCCUCAGGAGGAGGACGAGAAGGAGACCGCGACCGGCGGACAAUCGCAAAGCAAGCAGGACCUGAGGGCGACCAUGCAAAAGAAAGGUAUAUCGAGCAGCAUGAACUUUGAUGAAGAAGGAGACGAGGAAGAUGAAGACAGCUCAAGUUCCUCCCAACUGAACAGCAACACCCGGCCCGGCUCCGCCACCAGCAAAAAGUCCAACAAGGAGAGUGCCGCAGCGCCGAGCCCACAGACCAACGAACCGUCCAUCGAUGUGGAGGACCUGGAGGAGUUCUCGAUGAGGCCGGCCCCUCAGGGAGUCACCAUUAAGUGCAGGAUCACCCGGGAUAAGAAGGGCAUGGACCGGGGCAUGUACCCCACCUAUUACCUCCAUCUGGAGAGGGAAGACGGCAAAAAGGUAUUUCUAUUGGCUGGGAGGAAAAGGAAGAAGAGCAAAACCUCCAAUUACCUCAUCUCCAUCGAUCCGACCGAUCUCUCCCGGGGAGGAGAGAGCUUCAUCGGCAAACUGCGAUCAAAUCUAAUGGGUACGAAGUUCACCGUCUAUGACAACGGGGUGAACCCGGUGAAGACGCCCUCCAGCCUGGAGGCCAGCAAUCUACGGCAGGAGCUGGCAGCCAUCUGCUAUGAAACAAAUGUUUUAGGCUUUAAGGGACCUCGAAAAAUGAGUGUGAUUAUCCCCGGGAUGAACAUGGACCACGAAAGAGUUUCUAUAAGACCAAGAAAUGAACAUGAGACACUUCUCUCCCGAUGGCAGAACAAGAGCACGGAGAGCGUCAUCGAACUGCAUAACAAAACGCCCGUCUGGAACGAUGACACCCAGUCCUACGUCCUGAAUUUCCAUGGCCGCGUCACGCAGGCUUCUGUGAAGAAUUUUCAGAUCAUACACGACAACGAUCCGGACUACAUUGUCAUGCAGUUUGGUCGCGUAGCGGAGGACGUGUUUACAAUGGACUACAACUACCCGAUGUGCGCCCUGCAGGCGUUUGCCAUAGCCCUCUCCAGCUUUGACAGCAAACUGGCCUGCGAGUAACCAGGAGAAGAAGAAAAAAAAGAAACACGGCCGCCUACUUGUGUCUUACUCUCCCUGUUCUACGGGCCCCGGGACUUCGCGCACACCGUGUAUUUCGUUCUGUUGCCAUCGGUGACGAGGAGAAUUUUCGUGUUUACACUCGGCUACAUUUCUAUUUCCAGGAAGUCUUUUUUUGUAAAUAGGGGUCCGGCGGCUCGCCGAGCGUCUUGUAGGCGCCUCAUUGGGGAACGUCAAGCUGGUGACCCGCCGGGGAAACGGCCGUCAUAUUUUUGUAUUUUGUUUUUUGGUUGGGGGAGGUUGGUGGGUUUGGUGGAGGGGGGGAACCCACAGCCCAGGGCAUGCAUUGCCCCCCCCCCCCGACUAGCUAAGCAGCUGACCCCUCCCCCUCUCUGAUCUGUUUGGUAAGGCGAGGAGAACCGUCAGCCCUCCAGCCGCUGAGGAACUACAAGGCUCAGCAACUGGACGGCUCCUUUAUAUGUUCUUUUGCUUUAUAACAAGACCGGUAAAAAAUUCCCCGUGAGAAAGAACUCCUGAUAACGAUAAAUUUUAUAUAGAAAAUGAUACAUUUUUUAUUCUGCUGCGGAUGGCCAGGAAAACUCUCCCGCCCCUGGACACUGAUCGGAGGACGGGUCUCUGGAGGGGGCGGAUCUCUGGAGGGGGCGGAUCUCUGGAGGUGGCGGUUCUAUUGAGGGCUGGAUCUCCGGAGGGGGCGAUCUCUGGAGGGCAAGUCUCUGGAGGCCAAUCUCUGGAGGGGCAGAUCUCUGGAGGGCGGAUCUCUGGAGGGGCGG
Messenger RNA from Rana temporaria (common frog), 2240 nucleotides. It is a transcript of the gene TUB, whose product is annotated as TUB bipartite transcription factor. The coding region runs from base 1 to 1452 and encodes 483 amino acids. NCBI's taxonomy places the organism in Eukaryota, Metazoa, Chordata, Amphibia, Anura, Ranidae. The record is from RefSeq and is a predicted model, not a curated record. The transcript has 10 exons. Gene Ontology annotation, cellular component: cilium. Gene Ontology annotation, biological process: protein localization to cilium.